UCGUCGUGUCGGGAUGAGCCGCGUUUCUCCAUGGAGACAAAACGGGUCGAGAUCCCCAGCAGCGUCUUGGAUGACCUGUGCAGCCGAUUUAUUUUGCACAUUCCAAGUGAAGAGAGAGACAAUGCAAUCAGAGUAUGCUUUCAAAUCGAACUUGCCCAUUGGUUUUACUUGGAUUUCUACAUGCAAAACACACCAGGAUUACCUCAGUGUGGGAUAAGAGACUUUGCAAAAGCUGUCUUCAAUCACUGCCCUUUUUUACUGCCUCAAGGUGAAGAUGUACAAAAAGUUUUAGAUGAGUGGAAAGAAUACAAAAUGGGAGUGCCGACCUAUGGUGCAAUCAUUCUUGAUGAAACACUUGAAAAUGUUCUUCUCGUUCAGGGCUAUUUAGCAAAGUCUGGUUGGGGAUUUCCAAAAGGGAAAGUAAAUAAAGAAGAGGCUCCUCAUGACUGUGCUGCUAGGGAGGUGUUCGAAGAAACUGGGUUUGACAUAAAAGAUUAUAUCUGCAAAGAAGAGUACAUCGAGCUGCGAAUUAAUGAUCAGUUAGCACGGCUGUACAUCAUUCCGGGAGUUCCCAAGAAUACAAAAUUCAACCCCAAAACUAGAAGGGAAAUUCGGAAUAUUGAGUGGUUUUCUAUUGACAAAUUACCAUGCCACAGAAAUGACAUGACCCCAAGGUCCAAGCUGGGUUUGGCACCUAACAAAUUUUUUAUGGCAAUUCCAUUCAUCAGGCCAUUGAGGGAAUGGAUUUCCCGAAGGAAUGGAGAUUCCUCGGAUAGUGACAAUGGAUUUUCAUCUACAGGGAGCACACCCUCUAAGCCGAACUUGGAAAAAGCUAGAUCAAAACUUCGCUGUAGUCAGCAAGUGUUUACAGAUGGCUUUUCAGGAGAGCAGUGGGUGAAGCCAAAACAGCCACACAAACCAUAUAGCCAUACUGAGAUUUCUGAAGUUUUGAAAAUCAAGAGUCAGAGCUUGAGGAGCAAUGGCAGAAAGCAGUAUCAAGACACUUCCAACCAAAAGAAGCGAACAAAUGGAGUCCACAGUCAACCAGUUAAGCAAAACAAUAUCUUGAAAUGUGAAAAAAGGCUUAAUCCAAGAAGACUCCAAGACAACUUUGAAACAGAAGCAGCCUAUGAGAUGUGUUGUUCCAGCGAAGACACACUGCCAGAACAUGGAGAGGGACAUUCUGUGGCAUGCAAUGGCCAUUACAAAUUUGCUUUCUCAUCAAGAGCUUUCUUGAGUUUCAAGUUUGACCAUGAUGCCAUAAUGAAAAGUUUUGAUCUCUGACAGCAAACUUAGGAACAAAAGGCAAACUUGCCUGUGGCAGUUAAGGGGGGUUCUUAUCCAGCCUUAC
Messenger RNA from Indicator indicator, 1351 nucleotides. RefSeq names its product decapping mRNA 2 (gene DCP2). The record is from RefSeq and is a predicted model, not a curated record. Gene Ontology annotation, cellular component: cytoplasm; P-body. Gene Ontology annotation, biological process: deadenylation-dependent decapping of nuclear-transcribed mRNA; nuclear-transcribed mRNA catabolic process, nonsense-mediated decay. The transcript has 11 exons. Lineage: Eukaryota; Metazoa; Chordata; Aves; Piciformes; Indicatoridae. Gene Ontology annotation, molecular function: 5'-(N(7)-methylguanosine 5'-triphospho)-[mRNA] hydrolase activity; manganese ion binding; RNA binding. Bases 31 to 1284 code for a protein of 417 amino acids.